This is a messenger RNA of Anopheles coustani, 985 nucleotides long. RefSeq names its product proteasome subunit alpha type-4 (gene Prosalpha3). Gene Ontology annotation, cellular component: cytosol; proteasome core complex, alpha-subunit complex; nucleus. The record is from RefSeq and is a predicted model, not a curated record. Lineage: Eukaryota; Metazoa; Arthropoda; Insecta; Diptera; Culicidae. The coding region runs from base 124 to 903 and encodes 259 amino acids. The transcript is spliced from 5 exons. Gene Ontology annotation, biological process: ubiquitin-dependent protein catabolic process.
ACUCUACAACGCUGAGUCGCCGAAAUUGUUUUGGUCGCUGCGUUGUAUCCGAAGGAUCGAUCUACGUUCAAUUAUCAUUAAACUUAGUUUAGUAAAGCUUUCCAUUGUUAAAACUAAUUAAAAAUGGCCCGUCGUUAUGAUUCCAGAACCACUAUUUUCUCGCCGGAAGGUCGGCUGUACCAGGUGGAGUAUGCUAUGGAAGCUAUUUCGCAUGCCGGCACGUCGCUUGGAAUCCUUGCAAAGGACGGCAUCCUGUUGGCUGCCGAGCGUCGUAACACAAACAAGCUUUUGGAUAAUGUAAUCUUCUCAGAAAAGAUUUACAAGUUGAACGAAGAUAUGGUCUGCUCUGUGGCCGGCAUUACCUCGGAUGCAAAUGUGCUUACUAACUUGCUGCGAGUUAUCGCUCAACGGUAUCAGCUGAACUACGGCGAAGCGAUGCCCUGCGAGCAGCUGGUUUCCCAUCUUUGCGACGUGAAGCAGGCAUACACGCAGUACGGUGGAAAGCGUCCGUUUGGUGUCUCGAUUCUGUACAUGGGUUGGGACAAACACUACGGAUACCAGUUGUAUCAGUCUGACCCAAGUGGAAACUAUGGUGGCUGGAAGGCUACUUGUAUUGGCAAUAAUUCGGCGGCCGCAGUUUCCGCAUUGAAACAGGAGCUAAGCGAUAGCGAUAUUACGCUGUUACAAGCUCAAGAUUUGGCAGUAAAGGUUCUUUCAAAGACCCUGGACAUGACUAAGCUAACGUCUGAAAAGAUUGAGAUGGCUGUUCUCACCCGGGAAAACAAUAAAACGGUCAUCAAAAUUCUAUCCAGCGGCGAGGUCGACGCUUUGAUCGCUAAGUACGAGAAGGCUGAAGCUGAGGCAGAAGCGGCGAAGAAGGAAAAGUUGGGCCAGAAAUCGUAAAAUGCAAAUGAAAUUUAAUUUACAUUGCGGUGGGGACACUAAAUAUUAAAAUAAACGAGCACAAGAGUGCUUUCAUUCGAUA